Messenger RNA from Striga hermonthica, 567 nucleotides. The record is from the annotation of a GenBank genome assembly. Lineage: Eukaryota; Viridiplantae; Streptophyta; Magnoliopsida; Lamiales; Orobanchaceae.
AUGGAGGAGCCUUUGCCUGAUCAUGCUCAUAACUCUACUUGUUUAGAUCUAACCAUAGCCACAAUCUCUUCUUCUUCAGGGGAAAAUGGUGGAGUGGGAAUGAAAGAAGUGGACAUAAAUGAAGCAUUACAGCCAUCAGAAGAAUGCAUGGAGGAAGAAGAGGAUGAUCACGAAAUUAGCCCAAUUCCAGGCCCGGGCCCAGGCCCAGGCCCAAGAAAGAAACUCCGUCUCACCAAAGAACAGUCCCGUCUUCUUGAACAAAGCUUCUUACAAAAUCACACCUUAAACCAUAAACAGAAGGACGUUUUGGCCGUGGAAUUAAAAUUGAAACCAAGGCAAGUGGAAGUGUGGUUUCAAAACCGUAGGGCGAGGAGCAAGACGAAGCAAAGAGAGAUGGAGUGCGAGUACUUGAAGAAUUGGUUUGGAAGGCUAACGGAAGAAAACAAGAAGCUACAAAAGGAGGUCAGAGAUAUGAAGGCAGCACCGCCACAUAGCACCCUCACUAUGUGUCCCAGAUGUCAGCUUGUUGCCACCACCCUAUACAAACAUACCAUUUCAUCUUCAUAA